AUCAGUCUCAGUGGGCUAAGUUAUGUGGUUUCACCCAAAUAUCACCGGUGUGGAGGCAGAAAACCUACUGCUGACAAGAGGCGUGGAUGGCAGUUUUUUGGCGAGGCCCAGUAAGAGUAACCCUGGAGACUUCACACUUUCCGUUCGAAGAAAUGGAGCGGUCACCCACAUCAAGAUCCAGAACACGGGCGAUUACUAUGACCUGUACGGAGGGGAGAAGUUCGCCACCCUGGCUGAGCUGGUGCAGUAUUACAUGGAGCAUCACGGGCAACUGAAAGAGAAGAACGGAGAUGUGAUUGAGCUCAAAUAUCCUCUGAACUGCGCAGAUCCUACCUCAGAAAGGUGGUUUCAUGGGCACCUCUCUGGGAAAGAAGCCGAGAAGUUAUUAACAGAGAAAGGAAAACAUGGGAGCUUUCUUGUGCGUGAGAGCCAGAGCCACCCCGGAGAUUGCGUUCUGUCCGUCCGCACUGGUGAUGACAAAGGAGAGAGUAGUGACGGCAAGUCCAAAGUCACCCACGUCAUGAUCCGCUGCCAGGAAAUGAAGUACGAUGUCGGUGGAGGAGAGCGGUUUGACUCGCUGACGGACCUCGUGGAGCAUUACAAGAAGAACCCGAUGGUGGAGACCCUGGGCACCGUGCUGCAACUCAAGCAGCCUCUCAACACAACCCGCAUCAAUGCCGCGGAAAUAGAGAGCCGGGUGCGAGAGCUAAGCAAAUUAGCCGAGACCACAGAUAAAGUCAAGCAAGGCUUUUGGGAAGAAUUUGAGACAUUGCAGCAACAGGAGUGCAAGCUUCUCUACAGCCGGAAAGAGGGCCAGCGACAAGAGAAUAAAAACAAGAACCGAUACAAGAACAUCCUGCCCUUUGAUCACACCAGGGUGGUCCUCCACGACGGCGAUCCCAACGAGCCCGUUUCCGAUUACAUCAAUGCGAAUAUCAUCAUGCCUGAAUUUCAAACCAAGUGCAACCACGCAAAACCCAAGAAGAGUUACAUCGCCACCCAGGGCUGUCUACAAAACACGGUGAACGACUUCUGGCGGAUGGUGUUCCAGGAGAACUCCCGUGUCAUCGUCAUGACAACGAAAGAAGUUGAGCGGGGCAAGAGCAAAUGUGUCAAGUACUGGCCCGAUGAGUACUCUCUCAAAGAAUACGGGGUCAUGCGUGUUAGGAACGUCAAGGAGAGUGCCGCUCACGACUACACGCUACGAGAACUUAAACUGUCGAAGGUCGGACAAGGGAACACGGAGAGAACGGUCUGGCAAUACCACUUUCGGACCUGGCCAGACCACGGCGUGCCCAGCGACCCCGGCGGCGUGCUGGACUUCCUGGAGGAGGUCCACCACAAGCAGGAGAGCAUCGUGGACGCGGGGCCCGUGGUGGUGCACUGCAGUGCUGGGAUCGGCCGGACGGGGACCUUCAUCGUGAUCGACAUCCUCAUUGACAUCAUCAGAGAGAAAGGCGUUGACUGCGACAUCGAUGUGCCCAAAACCAUCCAGAUGGUGCGUUCCCAGAGGUCAGGGAUGGUGCAGACAGAAGCACAAUACCGGUUCAUCUACAUGGCCGUCCAGCAUUAUAUCGAAACACUACAGCGCAGGAUCGAAGAAGAGCAGAAAAGCAAGAGGAAAGGACACGAAUACACAAAUAUUAAGUAUUCCCUAGCGGACCAGACCGGAGGCGAUCAGAGCCCGCUCCUGCCCUGUACCCCAACACCAUCCUGUACCGAAAUGAGAGAAGAUAACGCUAGAGUCUAUGAAAACGUGGGCCUGAUGCAGCAGCAGAAAAGUUUCAGAUGAGAAGGACCCGCCCAGACCUCAGCACACAAACAGAUAUGGAUUUUCACCCACCCCCUAAAAAGGAUGAAGAAAAGAUACAAGAAAGUUUCUAUGAAGAAGGAAUUUGGAUGUGGAAGGCUCGGGUUAUUACGUGGUUGUCUCUCUCUUUUGAGAAGUACAAUUUGAAACCAUCAAAGGACCCACCACCGUAUGCUCACUCAGCAGGACCCGGUCUCUGAUUACUCAUUUUCUCAGAUAGGAAAUCAUCUCUGCGAUGUAGGCAGUGCUCUAUGUUCUAGAAUCUUGUUCUAAACCGAGGACAGCGGUCGUCGAAGUGUCUGUCUCACGGCAUCAGUUUUCCUUUUGCCCUGUCGACCAUUGAAUCAUCCUCUCUUCCUGGGAGAUGACAGGGCAUCUGUAAGAGGAGACACCAGGUGGGCAUAUCAAGUAACAAAUGCCCUGAAGAAGUGGGGACGCGUUCCCUCACCGUCAGUUACCUUGUGGUGGGUGAUUCAUGUUGAUGGCCGCUUCCUCUAGGGGAAAGGAUUAAGCCAGUGCCCCCGACGGACAGAAGCUGGUGGUCACAUUUUGCAUUGCUCUCUCGGGAAUAUCGUGGAAACCGACACAUUAGGAUAAGAGAUGUUUUGUUUUCUUUUUUUUAGCGGUUGACCAUUUUUCCUUCCCAACUUCCACUCAGCCUGUUGACACUGGCAUCCUGAGUGGGGUGGCAAGAAGCCUUCGGCCAUGUUUCCUUUGCUUUGAGUAAUCUGACAGUUUAGAAAAUGGGCAUCUUUGGAUGACUAAGGUUUGGGUGAUCGGUUGCUGACAAACCACCCCAGGACUGUGGCUUCAGACACCUCCCUUCUCCCCCUUCCAACCCCCAUGACUUUUGGAUCUGGGCUGGGCUCAGCUGAGCUGUUUUUCUGUCAGCCUGGCUGGCGGGCGGUCACGUGGUCAGUAGCUUGGCUGAGCCACUGUCCCAGGGGGGCUUGUUUCACUCUCUCCGUGUAGUUCGCAGGGGCUCGCUUCUCUCCGCGUGUGACCGUUCCACAUGGCUCUCCCGCUGGGCAGCGCAGAGCCCCCAACAAGGAAAAAGGAGAUGAGGCCAGGCUUUCCUCAGGCGUGGGCCCAGGACUGUCACUGCAUCCCUCCUGUGGUUCGGCCCAGCAGCCAGGCUUCCAGAGGUAGGCAGUCCACCACGGAGGUGUGCCCGUGGCCAUGGACUGCCACAGUCGUGCCGUGGGAAAAGAACCACAGGUAGCGGAAGUGGGAGCUGCUGGUGAUGUCGGGAAACUGGAGCUGCUUAACAAUAACUGGUGAGCUCCGGGUCAGACUGAGAAACAGGGCAUUUGAGACGCUUCCCAAGGAGUCUUGGUGGCGCGCUGUGGGGGGCACGUUGGGCUGCCCCCCACAGGGUCAGCGGUUUCACCCACCAGCCGCCGCUCCAUGGCAGAAAGGUGAGAGGUUUUGCUUCCCUAAGGAUUUACAUCCCCGGAGUCCACAGGGGCAGUGCCACCCUGCCCUGCAGGGUCCCUGAGGGUCAGCACCGACUCCACGGCAGUUGGGGGAGGGGAGAAGCUUCCUGAACCAGUUGUGCCAACGCCAGCCCUGCUUCUUGGAACCAACACCCGAGGAAACUGGUCUCAGAAGGAUGUGGGUGUGUUUCGGGGGAUGGAGCGUUUGGCAGCAGACCCACCCAUGCCCACGGGCUCCGCAGAAUGGGGUGAAUGUGCUCUCUCGGGACCUGUGGCGUCCAGCCAGGCUGGCGUGUGGGGGCGCCUCCACCAGGCCUCUGGCCCCGUUGAAUCAGCAGCACCCCUCCCUAACCGACCUUAAGUGCCUUUUCCGUAGACGUCCCUUUUUGCCCUGUGUGUUGAACCGUGACUCGGUGAGUGUACUUCAAUUACGGUGUUGUUAUGGGUUGUCUCUGUGAAGAUGCAGCAGUGCCACAGCCACUGUGCCACUAAGUUAUUAGGGUCUCCUGCACAGAUUCUUCUCCCCGGGCUCCUGAGAGGAAGACCAGGCCCAGCCCUGGAAGUCGCUCUCUGCGGUCUCGCUCACCCUUGAAACCCUGCGGGGGCUUGGGGGAAGCCCUGGCUACCCCUGUUGCUGUUCUUCCCAUCCCAACUCCCCCCAACUCUCCAUUAACCCUAGACUGCCUGGGAGUGCAGGCUAGCCUCCAGGGGCUGCCUGAGUGGUGGACUCCAAAUGCCAGGCCUGUGAAGGGAGGUUCCAGCCCAGCGUUUGCCACAGGCUCUGGGCGAGCCCUGUUCUUCCGGUUUGUUGUCACAUUUGCAAAGUUUCCACUAGCCUCGACGUGGGAACCUUUUGGCCCUGGACCUGGGGGUGCGGAGUCUUGACACCAGCAUACAAAGGUUUUGUUUGUUCACAUACAUCGAUUGCGUUCACGUCUGUGCGUCUGUCGCUUAAUGAAGCUCAGUCGCUGUGUUCCGAGCCUGGCCCGGAAACAAAUGCCCGAUCUUGGCCAGCUGUCUGUGUCCCAGGACUGUGAUUUAAUUUCUCUUCCUCGCCACGGAGCAAGCAGAUGAUUGUGUGGUUAGGUCAACUUGAGCGAAGACAAGAUGCUCAGUGGUCCCGAAGGUGCUGCUAAGGUGUGUCUAGAGGGUUUGGGGAAAGGCUCUCUGAGGAGAUGACAUGGGAUGGGGCUGCCUUUGAAGAGGGGAGGAGCCCAAGGUGUAAGGGUUUAAAGACAUUGGAAAGGAAAGUCCCAAGGCGGAUGGUUUACCAGGAGGUGGAAGGGCCCAGGGCCAGAGCAGGCAGUUAAAGGUAAAGCAGGCUCCCUGGAACACAGUUCAGACAGACACACAUUUGCAGUCUGCCGUCAGCCCGGGGUCACUCUGGGUUGUCAGUACUUUUAAGUCGGCCCAGUAGCCCACAGCUGGCUGAGCAUUUGGCGAAGAAACACCCUGACCGCAGAGUCUCGAGAGGGAGGAGACAAAGCCACAUCUCAGUGCCCUAAUAACGGUUUAAAAAGCAAAUCAAGAGGUCCCAGAGCCAGGGUGUGGCUCUCGUGACAGUCAUGGUCAGCUGUCCCCUGGGAGGCAGCUCCUUCACCCGUGGCCAGGCGGGAAUGAGGCAACAUGUAUGUGCGAGGGUCUCGGUGCCCCCACACGCCUCACAAUCUCCUCGCUCUGACACGGCCCAGAAAACGUUCACGGUUAUUUUUAGGGGGCCAUAUUUUACUGGGGAAUCGCAGCAUGAAUUUAACACCCUGGGGUACUUCCGAUGCAGGGACCAGGAGCAAGGGAUGUGGCUGUGCAGCAUUUUAUUGCCCAUUAUAAAUCGCUAAGGGAGAUGCUAGACCAGAGACCUGCAUCCCCGCCGCUGUCUUGUUUCCAGUACGUGGUCUGGGGAAGGAAGUUUUAUCCAGCAAAGCACACGGCCUCUCUGAUUCCCAGACAAACCGCCCCCCGGCCCCGUACUGGGCAUUGUUAGCCCUUCAUUUUGUUGACACCUCUUCUCCUGCUUGACAAAUAAGUUCCAGAAUGAUUUAUCAUUAUCUUCCAUCACUAACAUAUUGUGUCCCCCCCACUAUGGGCAGUUCACACAGGCAAAAAAAAAAAAAAAAAAGCAAAACAGCAAAAUUAAAACAGUUGGUUUAGUGUGUUGUGUAACUUUGCUGUAUAUCAAAACUAAUUUUUACAAGUUUUCAUCUUACAUCCCGACACAUGUAAUUAAUACUUCUGCCUGUUAUUUAUGACCUACUUGUGAUACUUUUAUUAAUAAAAGCUAAUGAAGAAGGAUCCUUUGUUAAGCUGAUGACUAGACCUACACUUGCUUUUCCUGCAGUGUCUGAAGAAGUAUUGUGCCAGAGUAUUAAAAGAUAUGUAAUAUUUUAUUGAUUAAAAAAAAAGCUAUCCUUUAAAAGGAAUACAUUUUAGGAUGUCAUCAUUUUGAUGUGAAUCGUGUACAUGUUGAUAAUAUGCACUGUUUACUAUACAUUGUUUCAAGAGAUCCACUUCUUUGCCUUUUUGCCCACAUAUAUUAUGUAGUCUAUUUGCAAUCGUUUCAAAACAAAACGACGUUAAGAUGAUAGUUGAUGUAGGGAACAAUAGUGGAUGUUAGCCGUCUCCUCCCCUGUAUGUAUGGGUGUUAGCUCAACUGCUUUGCGCAGCAGGAUUAUCAGAGUAAAAGUGUAUUUGUAAACUGUAUGGGAACUAAAAAUUAGGAAUAAAAGCAUUUUCUUAUA
Molecule: messenger RNA, 5981 nt
Organism: Echinops telfairi (small Madagascar hedgehog)
Lineage: Eukaryota; Metazoa; Chordata; Mammalia; Afrosoricida; Tenrecidae
Gene: PTPN11
Product: protein tyrosine phosphatase non-receptor type 11
Exons: 16
Coding region: 23-1792 (589 amino acids)
Biological process (GO): protein dephosphorylation
Molecular function (GO): protein tyrosine phosphatase activity
Source: RefSeq, a predicted model, not a curated record